AUGUAGAAAGAGGGAGAUCAAUAUUCUAAGAAUCGGUAAGGAUAGAGUAAUUCUAUGACAUAGAGGGGGAGAUGGGAUAAGGACAACUUUAGCUGGAUUUGGAGUUUUGGGAGCAAGGUAUCAUGCAAUAGACUCUAUGGUAAUAGUAACGGACUCAGGAUUUGUCUCCAAAGAUUAGUAGGUCAAGGAUAAAAGAUUUACAAUAAAUAAUACUGGACAAGAAAGGGUGGUGAAGAGAGUACUCUAGAAUGAUACAAUAUAACUGAAGAUUUUAGAUGAAGAGCCCAUUAAUUUGGUGGUGAAGGAACUCAAAUGA
Paramecium sonneborni is the source of this 316-nucleotide messenger RNA. Lineage: Eukaryota; Ciliophora; Oligohymenophorea; Peniculida; Parameciidae. The record is from the annotation of a GenBank genome assembly.